Parathielavia appendiculata is the source of this 2087-nucleotide messenger RNA. RefSeq lists its product as uncharacterized. The record is from RefSeq and is a predicted model, not a curated record. Lineage: Eukaryota; Fungi; Ascomycota; Sordariomycetes; Sordariales; Chaetomiaceae. Bases 246 to 1688 code for a protein of 480 amino acids. The transcript has 3 exons.
AGGCUCCGUCCCUAACCCCCUAACCCAAUGGACGUGCUUGACUCUCGUGGCAAAAGGGUUACCUUUACUGUUAGUCGAGGGACCCUAGCUCGGGGCCAACAGCAGUGAGCCGUUUGGGGGGAUAUAAGCACCACCUCAAGAGCUCGGGCAGGCUCUUCCUAAGUCUCCCGUGCUACCUCAAGUCCCUUAAACCGGCACAUUGGAACCCAAAGACAACCUGGAAGACAGCGGCACAACCGUCCAUCAUGGGUAACAAGAUGGGUGACAGGCUGUACUUUGAGGCAGACAUGCCCUGUCUUAGCUGGCAAGCCGCCCAGCCAGAUGACCUGUCCUCCCAGUUCGACAGGGCCCUAGAGGCGUAUCUGGCCACGCAAUGCAAUGUGAGGCCCAUGGGUCCAGCUCAAGAAUAUUCCAGCCCUACAUUCUCCCCGCUCACUGGGCGAGAUGAGCUCCUGGAGAUGGCGCUUCAAGAGCCGGACCCCCUCUCACUCGCGGAACCACACGUCAGUCGUUACACAGACGACCUCACUCCCAGCGGCCAGGUCCCGCCGUUAGAACCGCUCCGCAGCGCUCUCAACACAGACCCCAUCAACGGCAGUGGCAGCAAGCCCGGCCAGGAAAUUACCCACGCCGCCCAGCAGGCACCCGCCGUUCCCGCCACCGCAGGCCAUUCGCACAAUGGAGCCACCACCGCCACCACAGGCGCGAGACUCCCAGACGGACCAAGCCAGCUCGCGCUCUCCCGCGAACGCAGCCACUCCUGGCCGGCUUCCCACACGCGUCCUCUCCCCGGCGCCCUCGACGCAGGAGUCUACUCCCGUCUGCGCCAGCUCAGCGUGGUCCUUCCGUCCAUCACGUCUUCCGGGAGUUCCGCCACGGCCAACACCAACAACACCAACAACACCAACAACAACAACAACAACAACCGUAGUGACGGCAGCGGCAACGGCUUGGGUUUCGCCCUCCGCGCGCUAGCCAGCGUCGCAGGCGGUCCCACCAACACCACCAGCGCCGCGUACACGGCUGCUCCUCCCACCACCGACAGCCGCUACCCCUUCACCGAGCGCGGUGGCGGCGGCCAGCAGCGUAACAACAGCAGCAACCGCUUCCAGCCUCCUCAGGGAACGAUGAUCCCACCGCCGCUGCGCGGCUUUGCUGCUGCUGUCCCCGGAGCUGCUGAGAUGACCACGACGACACCCUGGGGCCCCUCCUCCGGCCACUGGGGCGGAAUUGGACCACCGCCCAGCUAUGGACUCCCGGCUGUGCCCACAGCUGCUCCCGCCGCCCCGCCAACGGCGACGACACCCUGGCACAACUGCAGUCGGCGGCGGCGGGGCUCGAUCGCACCACCCCCGGGUUUCCCCGGCCCGCCUCACCCCGUGUCCGUGCCGAUGAUGAUGCUGAUGGAAGAAGAUGCGCGGCGCGCAGCCACAGCCACAGCCAGAGCCACCGUCACAGGCCAGAUUCAGCAGCAGCCUCAGCAGCAGCAGCAGCAGCCUCAGCAGCCUCAGCAGCAGCAGCAGCAAGCGGCGGCGGCAUCAUGCGAUGUUCUGGAGUCCUCCUCCUCUCCGCUGGUUUCCAAGUUUGACUUUGACUCGGACUCGGACGACGACAAUUCGGAGGAUUCCGAUUUCGACAGAGAUUCCGAGUUUUCGUUUUCUGACUUGGGUUUCUCGAUCGAGCUGUGAUUCUUUCUUUCCAAAGGAUGGUCAGUGUACUGAAUAAGAGAGGCUAAGAGAGGGCCUUAGAUGGUCGGUUUUAAGAUGGAUUCCAAUAGGGCAGUUCCAAAUACCAGGGUGCUUGGGUAGGGUAAGGUGGGAGGGAUGACUUACGGAGUACUUGGAGUUUGCUUUGGUUUGCUUUUGACCUGUAUGUUAAGGAAGAGGAGGUCCCCUUGCACAGAUUGUCAAACCGGAAAAGAAAUGAUCAGAUCCAUUUAUUCAGAGAUGAGAUACCAAGGAAACAGGACCAGGUGUGUCCCUCACUGUUGAUGUAGAGUCGUGGAUACCGGCUUCAACACCCACUGCUUGCACAUGCAGCAGCAUCUCUCUUACCCCCACGGUCCGACUUGACAAACGAGAUCAACG